AUGUCUUCGAACGACAAUCAUGAUAAAAUGGAAAUGAAAUAUAAAAGUUUAACUCAAUCAAGAAAAGAAUUGGAUGAACAAAAAAAUUUAAGCGAACCCAAUGAACUUACGGAAGAAUUUAAAAAAAAUGACAAUAUAAAAAGGCUUGAAAAUAAAAAUUGUUCUCUUGAUGAAAAUAUUUUACAAUUGAAAAACUUGUAUAAAAUGUUAGAAAGAAAUUAUGAUAACCUUAACAAAAAAUGCAUUGAUUUAAUGAACGACAAACUUCAAGUAGAAGGACUAACUGUGGCUAAACAAUUUUAUGAACAAAUUAUUAAAGAUUUAAAACAAAAAUUACAGAAAUUCGAAACUUAUGCUCAAAUAACAAACGAUCAAAUUAUCUUAAAUUUAAGAAAUAAUUUACAAGAUCAAUUGAACGAAAAAGAAAGGGUUAUUCGUGAACUUAAGCAAAAGCUCAACGAAGAAACAUCGAAAUAUCAAUCAGCACUUGAAACAAAAACACAUGACCCACCGAAUGAUAUUGCAACUUUACAAGAUCAAUUGAACGAAAAAGAAAAGGAUAUUCGUGACCUUGUGGAAAUAAACAGAGAGCUCAAAGAAGAGGCAUCGAAAUAUCAAUCAGCACUUGGAGCUGCGACAAAUGUUCGUUUAGGUAACGAUGAUCAAAAUCAUUCAGUUCAACUUAAGCAAGAUAUAUUAGAUCUACAGCGAACAUUGGAACAUUAUGUUACAAACUUGAAAGAACAAAACUCGAACAAACGACUUAUUAAGGCAAUUUUACAACGUGAAGUGUUAGAACAAAUUUUCAACUUUUCAAUUAAAUAUGGAUUCUAUAAAGACGAAAAUUAUUCAUUAGAAACUGAUAUCGAUUCAAAAGCACAAGAAUUGCUGUUGUUGAUAAAAAAUUUCUCAGAAACUCGCGUUGGAACCGAUGAAGUUUCUAACGUUGCAACAAUAAAGAUACGUCAACAAAUUUACAGAAUUCUUGGUAACCGCGGAUUUUCCGAUAUUAUUUCUCCACAAGAUAAAAGUAUUAGCUCUCAUAAUUUCAUUCAUAUUUUCAGCCACGUUUUGAAUGAAAAGAUUAAUAAAUAUCGUCAAAUAAAUGAUAUAGAAAAGAAGAAAGAAGUGGAAAAACUGGCACAACAACUUAUUCGUGAUGUGUGCAGGAUAUUUUGGUUUCGUUUUUUGGUACAGGAACCGGAGCUACAAAAUAAAUUUAUUGAAAGUAAUACUCUGAUUAAUCCAGAUUUAAUGGAUGGGAAUUGGGAAGAUGUUCAACUCGAGAAAAUCUGUGUGGGUCUUUGUUAUUUUCCUUUGGUAGGAAGGGAUUUGAAUUCAAAUUCAAAUUAUAAAGUAAUUACACCUGCCAAGAUUAUUGCGCGUUCAAUCGAUUAA
Messenger RNA from Funneliformis mosseae, 1398 nucleotides. Lineage: Eukaryota; Fungi; Glomeromycota; Glomeromycetes; Glomerales; Glomeraceae. The record is from the annotation of a GenBank genome assembly.